Molecule: messenger RNA, 550 nt
Organism: Uloborus diversus
Lineage: Eukaryota; Metazoa; Arthropoda; Arachnida; Araneae; Uloboridae
Product: kelch-like protein 10
Exons: 3
Molecular function (GO): protein binding
Source: RefSeq, a predicted model, not a curated record
AAUCUAUCUUAUUGGAGGAAGCAAUGGAAACACUUGUUUUAACACUUGCUUUUGUUUUGAUACCACAACUAAAACAUAUGAACGUUUGCCGGAUAUGUUCGAACAAAGGUGCUAUCUGAGCGCUGUCUUGUUGUCUGAUAAAAUCUACGCUAUCGGGGGUUACGACGGAAAUAAUCGUCUGCAAACUGUGGAAUGCUUCGAUAUCAAGCAGAAACAAUGGACUUACGUCUCUUCUAUGCACCAAGUCAGAAGUGAUGCCACUGCGUCUGUACUCAGAAACCGAAUCUUCGUGAUGGGUGGAUUCAACGGUGUGGAGUUCUUGAGCUCUGUUGAAUGCUACUACGUUGAGUACGACCAGUGGUUCUUGCUCCCGAGCAUGCUCAGUUGCAGGUCUGGGUUAGGAAGCGCUGCCUACGACAACUGCAUUUUCGCUAUUGGUGGCUUUGAUGGGAUAAAGCGUCUGACAACUGUGGAGAAAUAUGAUUUAAAUUCCAGGUUAUGGUUUCCAGCUAAACCCAUGCAACGGCCAAGGAGUAAUUUUGCUGUGGAG